Messenger RNA from Trifolium pratense (red clover), 861 nucleotides. Its product is annotated as zinc finger MYM-type protein 5-like. NCBI's taxonomy places the organism in Eukaryota, Viridiplantae, Streptophyta, Magnoliopsida, Fabales, Fabaceae. The transcript has a single exon. The record is from RefSeq and is a predicted model, not a curated record. The coding region runs from base 1 to 861 and encodes 286 amino acids.
AUGUCAACUAGAAAAUAUGAAUCGGGUUAUUCGAAACUUAAAAAAAGGAGAAGAGUUGAAGCAUUGAUUGAAUCACAAAAGGGGGCUAUGGAUAAAUUUGUUAAAACAAACAACGUGAAUGAACAAGUUAAUAAUGUAAACCAGGAUGAAAAUGAAAAUCGAGAAGAGGUAGUUGUCGUACAAGUUAACAAUAUAGAUGAUAAUGAUCCUCAUGUAAACCAGGAUGAAAAUGAAAACCGAGAAGAGGUAGUUGUCGAACUAGUUAACAAUAUAAAUGAUAAUGAUCCUAGUGAAAAUAGGCAAGAUUCUAUUGAUUCUGACACUCAUGAAAACAGGGAAGAAGUAUUAGAAGAACCAUCUCAAAAAAAUAUAUAUGACCCAAGUCAAUGGACAACUAUUGACACAAAUUUGAGAGAUUUAUUAGUAGAGAAUGGCCCUGUAAAAGUUACUGAUAUUGAUUUUCCUAGAGAUGCAUAUGCUAGACGUUUUUGUUCAUCACUUUACCUUCAACAUAUGUCCAAUGGAGAAAAGCAUGAAAGAAGAUGGUUGGUUUAUUCUCAAAAUUUGGAUAAAGUGUUUUGCUUUUGUUGUAAAUUAUUUAAAACUCUUCCUAGUACAAGUAAAUUAGCACAUGAAGGUAGUAAUGAUUGGAGAAAUAAUAGUGCUAAGUUGAAGAGUCAUGAGAUGGGUAAUGAGCAUAUUGUUAAUAUGAGUUCAUGGAUUGAUUUAGAAAUGAGAUUAUUAAAAAUAAAACAAUUGACAAGCAUGUUCAAGAAAGAAUUAAUAGAGAAAGAGAACACUGGAGAAAUUUAUUAUAUAGAAUCAUUGCGGUUGUUAAGGCUCUCGGGAAAAAUAACUUAG